Suhomyces tanzawaensis NRRL Y-17324 is the source of this 705-nucleotide messenger RNA. RefSeq names its product palmitoyl-(protein) hydrolase. NCBI's taxonomy places the organism in Eukaryota, Fungi, Ascomycota, Pichiomycetes, Serinales, Debaryomycetaceae. The transcript has a single exon. The coding region runs from base 1 to 705 and encodes 234 amino acids. Gene Ontology annotation, biological process: protein depalmitoylation. Gene Ontology annotation, cellular component: cytoplasm. The record is from RefSeq and is a predicted model, not a curated record. Gene Ontology annotation, molecular function: carboxylic ester hydrolase activity; palmitoyl-(protein) hydrolase activity.
AUGUCUUCCUUAGUAUCAGCUAUAAAAAUCCCUGCCACUUCUAAACCAGCCAAGUCUGCAAUAAUAUUCGUUCAUGGUCUUGGAGAUUCAGGAGAAGGAUGGUCUUGGUUUCCUCAAUUGGUUCGUCAACUUGGUAUUAUUAAAAGUAGGGAUUCAAUCAACUAUGUAUUUCCAAAUGCUCCUUCCAUGCCAAUUACAGCAAAUGGUGGCUACGUGAUGCCUGCUUGGUUUGAUAUCUUUGCCUUUGGGAGUUCGGAUAGCCCACAAGAUAUUCCUGGAUUCCUAAAAAGUUGUGAAGUUCUUAAGAGCUUGAUAAAAGAGCAAAUUGAGGUAAACAACGUUCCACCUGAGAAGAUUAUUUUGGGAGGGUUUUCCCAGGGUGCAGCUAUCUCUUUGGCAACUUUAUCUUCAUUGGAUUUCAAGAUUGGAGGUGUGGUUGCCUUGUCGGGUUUCUGUAAUAUACCCGAAACUGUUAAGAAAAAUCACAACAAAGAUGGAGUCAAUUUUGAAACUCCAGUUUUUCAAGGUCAUGGAACUGAAGAUCCGUUGGUUGCCUUGUCUUUUGCGCAAAAAGCUUCUGAGUUAUACAAAGGUUUGGGUUUUUCAAAGUACACGUUCAAGACAUAUGCUGGUAUGGCACAUAGCUCUAAUGAAGCUGAAUUGAAUGAUGUAAUGAAUUUCAUCUCCAAAGUUAUUGACUCAUAG